Molecule: messenger RNA, 618 nt
Organism: Dentiscutata erythropus
Lineage: Eukaryota; Fungi; Glomeromycota; Glomeromycetes; Diversisporales; Gigasporaceae
Source: the annotation of a GenBank genome assembly
AACCUGAUACUUCCGAACUUGAAAAGAACUCCUGUGCAUGAUUUUAUCGUGCAACAAGGUGGUAAAAUGGUUCCGUUCGCUGGCUGGUCUAUGCCAGUUCAUUUUGCAAAUACUGGAGUUCUAGCGGAACACUUACAUACAAGAGAUAGUGCAUCAUUAUUUGAUGUAUCUCAUAUGCAACAAUUGAAAAUUCUUGGGAAAGAUCGUGUGAAAUUUCUGGAAAUGCUUACGGUAGCUGAUAUAGAAGAAAUGCAUUUUGGUACUGCGACCUUAUCACUUCUUACGAAUGAGAAGGGUGGUAUUGUUGAUGAUACGAUUAUAAGUAAACACGCCGAUCAUAUUCACAUUGUAACGAAUGCGGCUUGUGCAGAAAAAGUUUUAAAACAUAUACGUAAUCAAAUGUAUAAACUUCAAAGUCGAGGUUGGUUUCUUAAUCUGGAAGUUAUCAAAGAUUAUGCUUUAUUGGCUUUUCAAGGUCCAAAAACUGCAGAAAUUCUUAGAAAAUUAGGGGAUAAAGAUUUAAGGGAUUUUAGAUUUAUGACUACCAGAUAUGUAAAUAUUAAAAAAAUUGAACUUCAUAUGACACGAGGUGGAUAUACUGGUGAAGAUGGAUUUGAG